AUGGCCGUUGAUGAAACGAAAUUGCCUCUCUCGGCGACUGGUAAAGCAUCUCAGCACCAAUCAAAGGAAGAUGGCGAUAUUACAGAGGAUUUAGUUCAAAUGGAACUAGUACAGCCUAUUAUUGGACUUACGAAAGAACAGCUGAAAAAGUAUCAGAACGAUCCGUUCUGGAAGUCUUUAAGGUUAUUUAUGUUUGUUUUAUUCUGGCUGAUUUGGAUAGCGAUGUUUGUCGGAGCUGUUCUUAUUGUGGUGCUCAGUCCGAAAUGUGUUCCAAAAGCUGAACAUGAAUGGUGGCGUACAAAGAUCAGCUAUCAGAUAUUCACUCCAUCUUUCCGAGAUUCAAGCGGGGAUGGUGUUGGCGACUUCAAAGGAAUAGCAGAAAAGUUGGAAGAGAUUCGCAAAAUUGGAAUUCAAAAUGUUUGGGCAACUCCUGUCAUAACUACAGACAAGGACGACUUUGAGCCAUUUGAUGUAGUGGACUUUGACCAAACCGAUGAACGUUAUGGUACCAUGGAGGAUUUUAAGAACCUUAUAAAACAAGUUCAUCGCAAAAACAUGCACUUUGUCAUGGAUUUUCCCAUUUCUACGACGUCACGGAAACACGCUUGGUUUGUUAAAGCGUCGGGAGGUGAUGAAGAGUAUAAGAACUUUUACAUUUGGAAGAAUAGUGAUUUGGUUAAGGGAGAUCCAAGUUUCGAAAUAUUAGAUGGUUCCAACGAGUCGUUUAUGGUUUAUGAACGAAAGAACCCCGUCUUAAAUUGGCUUAAUGAUAAAGUCAGAACAAUCGUUACAGAUGCGGCCAAAAAGUAUUUGGAUUUGGGGGUGGACGGCUUCCACAUUGGUUAUGUAAACCAACUGGGGAAAGAUAAUAUCACUGUUUCAAAUCUGCAAGCUUUUCAGGCAAAAGAAGCGUUGAAGGCUCUUGAAUUCUUUAAGACACAAUUGGAGGUUUAUGCUAGUGCUUCUGAGAAACUGAAAGGCAAAAAAAUUGUCGUUUUUGCUUCUCUGGAUGACAUAACUCAAUUAAAGGGUUAUGAAAGUUAUCAGGUAGAGGAUCUUAAUAUCACAAGCAUUGAAUAUCUCUUGGAUGGCUCUGGCAAAACACUCAAUAUGAAGACUUGUGAGGAGGGCAUUCCAAAGUGCGUGUAUAAAAUGCUGAACCAGUCUCUUAGACGUUUCCAAAUAAGCGACAGGCCAGUCGCAUGGCAGUUUUCGGACUACCGCGUUUCGAGACUAAACUCUCGUUUUAAUGAUUCACUAGGUGACUUGAUGACUUUUUUGCAAUUAACCUUGCCCGGUGCUGUAGAAAUUUAUUAUGGUCAAGAAAUUGGUAUGAAAGAUGCUGAGAAAACUACUAGAAGGUAUACUGGUUUGAUGCAGUGGGAUGCAAGUGAGAAAGCGGGUUUUACCGCAGAAACUGAUUUGGACCUAUUUUUUGGAUUAACAGCAGACUGGCAAACUGUAAACUAUAAGGUUGAGUAUGGGAAAAAACACUCUCCUCUUAAGGUUUUUAAAAUCUUAGCUAAGUUGCGUCAAAUGGAUGAGGCACUUUUACUUGGAGAGAUGAAUUUGGGUGACUUGAAGGAUGGUGUGGUCAAGUUCAACAGAAGGCAGAGUGAAAUGCCGACAAGCUCCGUUUAUCUAGUAGCUGCUAACUUCGGGGACUCUGAAAGUGAUGCUGGGCUGACAUCUGUUGUACCACUCGAUGCCACCAGCAAGAGGGCCGAAGUGAUUGUUACAACUGCGGGAUUUGACAUUUACGCGGCAAAGCAAGUACUGGAUCUUGAUACAGUUGAACUCAAGUUGCCAGCGCAUCAUGGGAUCUUGAUGAAGAUGAUUUGA
This is a messenger RNA of Enterobius vermicularis (human pinworm), 1842 nucleotides long. The record is from the annotation of a GenBank genome assembly. NCBI's taxonomy places the organism in Eukaryota, Metazoa, Nematoda, Chromadorea, Rhabditida, Oxyuridae.